Molecule: messenger RNA, 183 nt
Organism: Colletotrichum acutatum
Lineage: Eukaryota; Fungi; Ascomycota; Sordariomycetes; Glomerellales; Glomerellaceae
Exons: 1
Source: RefSeq, a predicted model, not a curated record
UAUAUCGAUAUAGAGCUAAAAAAGGGAAAGAUUCGUUUCUUUAAAAACCUUAUAAAAGUAUUUAUUAUUCUUAUUUUAAAAAAGGAUAGGAGUCUUUAUUUAUAUAUUAAUUAUAGGGGAUUAAAUCGAGUUAUUAUUAAAAACCGCUACCCUCUUUUAUUUAUAUUUAAAAUCCUAGAUUAA